Messenger RNA from Cryptococcus amylolentus CBS 6039, 954 nucleotides. RefSeq lists its product as hypothetical. The record is from RefSeq and is a predicted model, not a curated record. NCBI's taxonomy places the organism in Eukaryota, Fungi, Basidiomycota, Tremellomycetes, Tremellales, Cryptococcaceae. The transcript has 5 exons. Bases 107 to 745 code for a protein of 212 amino acids. Gene Ontology annotation, biological process: transcription by RNA polymerase III.
CAGCGAGAUCCAAAGUCACCGUGCAGUUCCCACAAGCUUACCAACACCAAUCUCCGUUAUAAUACACGGAGCAGCUUGAAGGUCUCAUUUCGGUCAUCGCUUAAAAAUGUCUAGAGGUGGUUUUAGGGGUGGAAGAGGAGGAGGUCGGGGAGGGAUGCCCCCAGGAGUGGGUUUUGGUUAUGGCCAGAUCUCGCAGACAGAGUGGAAAGAAGGUAUCAGCCGGAUAAAAGCUCAGUCUCAGAACAGGGGCGUUCUGUAUCCACCUCUGGAUAGCAAUUCGACGUCCUACCUCACUGCCCCAACAGAGCACGAGUCAAUGAUCCUUUCUCAUGAGAUUGCGCUUGAAAAUACACUGUCAUCCGGCAAAUUACCCCAGAACGAUCCCGGAGCACAGAUCGUUCAGCCGGGACAGGUGCCGCCAUGGAGGAUAGCGAGCGAACGGAAAGUCGUUGGCAUUGAGAUAGAGUCGUACUCGGAUCGAUUCAAUGCCCCAGCACCUAAAGGCUCUUCCAAGCUGGAUCCACUAGCUCUCAGGAUGGAUCAAGCCAUGUUCCCGCCGGCGCUCUGGAGUGCAUACUUUGACGGACAAGCCAACGAGGGCAAGCGGCCGAAGAAGAGAAGAAAGGUUGAUGAUCUAGAUGGAGACGACGACAAAGUGGAGGAGGUCAGUCUUUCUUCCUCAACGCCUCCUCUCUUGCUCACGCCGUUUGCAGGAGUCUCAAAUUACAGAAGAAGAAGAUUUUGAUUUCGACGAUGACGAGUCAGAUCAUCAAGAUUAUGAUGCCAACUACUUUGAUAACGGCGAAGGAGAUGACGACGACGAAGGGGAUGAUGAAGGUGGAGAUGCGUACGAAGAUUAGAAAAAGGGUGAUUGACCAUAAUCUUUUUGGGCACUGUGACGAUAACGACAGUAUAAUGACAAAUGUACAAAUAUACCGCUAUGAGCUUGAAACU